Molecule: messenger RNA, 321 nt
Organism: Lecanosticta acicola
Lineage: Eukaryota; Fungi; Ascomycota; Dothideomycetes; Mycosphaerellales; Mycosphaerellaceae
Source: the annotation of a GenBank genome assembly
AUGCAGCAAGAGAAGGGUCAGUCUCCAGCACCUCCAUAUGCUCCAGUCGGACAGCAGCCAGUUGGCCACAAUGGCGAUGAUCACAUGGAUAGCAUUCAGAGACCUGUCCCUGCGCAGAGCCAAGGCCCGCAGAUGGUGAUGGUACCGAAUGUCGCUCCACCACAACAGCCGCAAACAACGCCCUUGAAUCUGCUACGAGAGCAACCGGAGCAUGUCUGGUGUCCCGUCAAAGGCCAGGUGUGCCAAUCCAGAGCGGACAGCAAAGAUUCGGACAAGACUUGGCAAGAUCGCCCAUUGCAAUCAUCAUGGACAUCAUUCUGA